AUGGUUGCAAGGAAAAAUCAAAAGAAAAAAGAAUUGGAAGAAAAUCAGAAAAAACAGGAAUAUGAACAAUCACCAGCAAGAAGAACAAGAAGUAAAUCACGAGAUGUUAAGUUGCCUGGCAUAUCAGCUAUAGCAACAGCUGCUGCAGCAAUUGCUGAAAACCUACCAGCAGCAACAACACCCAAAAAACCUGGGCGUCCAAGGGCUGCAACUGCAGUUGCAGAGAAACCUGCUGAGAAAACAGGGCGUACAAGGGCUGCAGUUAUUGGGAAAGCAGGCCAAAAAGGUGGUCAGAAAAGACCUGCUGCAUCAGCCAAAAGUCCUGCAAAAAAAAGAAAAGUCAUAGAUCAAGUGCCUUAUGAUGAACCAUCAGAGGAUGAAGAACAAGAAGAAGUCCCUGCAACAAGUUCUGCUCCUGCAGAAAAGAAAAUUCUUAAAAAAGUAGAACAAAAAGACAGUGAGGAUCCAGCUUUUGAUGCUGAAAAAGAAGAAGAUGAAGAAAGUGAGGAGGUGGAAGUAGUUCAAGAAAAGAAAACAACAUUGAAAAAACCAAAAGCUGAAGAAAAAAGAAUGGUUCUGUAUGAGAGGGAACCAAUAAAAAAGAUUGUGAAGAGGAAAACUGAAUUUUCAGUGGCUAAAAAAAAAGAAGAGGAGGAAGAAAAGAAUGAAGAGGAAGUUGGAAGUUCGACAAGAGGAGGCCAUGUCAAAUUCAUGCAUUGGGUUAAGAAAAUGAGUGAUACACAGAAGAAAUUAGUGCAUGAAAUAGGACUGGGGCCGUUGUUGGAUAUAGAACUUCCUCAGCUUGACAAACAAUUCAGCCAUUGGGUUUUAGAUAGCUUUAAAGUCAGUAGUUGUAGUUUUGAGCUGCCUAAAGGUGAGAAAAUUGAAAUUGAGGUGGAGGAUGUGAGAAUUGUAUAUGGUUUGCCAAUGGGAGACAUUCCCAUUGUUGAAGCCAAAUCAGACAGAGCAAGUGAAGAUUUUGGUGUAUUUAUAAAAAAUUGGAGGUCAAAAUGGCAAGGCAAAACACCAUCUGUAAACCAAAUUAUUGCUCAAUAUACAAGUGAUAAAUUCAAAAACCAAAGGCCAACAGAAGAAGAUUUUCUCACCAACUCUUUGUUGCCAUGUGACAUGGAGAAAGAGUGGAGGAAAAGGAUUCUACAAUGGACCACUGCAAUUUCUGAUGUAAUGGGUUUUGGUGCAGCUGUUCUACUUUGA
Chenopodium quinoa (quinoa) is the source of this 1215-nucleotide messenger RNA. RefSeq names its product protein PXR1-like. The transcript has 6 exons. Bases 1 to 1215 code for a protein of 404 amino acids. The record is from RefSeq and is a predicted model, not a curated record. Lineage: Eukaryota; Viridiplantae; Streptophyta; Magnoliopsida; Caryophyllales; Amaranthaceae.